Talaromyces amestolkiae is the source of this 2997-nucleotide messenger RNA. RefSeq lists its product as uncharacterized. Gene Ontology annotation, biological process: transmembrane transport; monoatomic ion transport. The record is from RefSeq and is a predicted model, not a curated record. Bases 1 to 2997 code for a protein of 998 amino acids. Gene Ontology annotation, cellular component: membrane. Lineage: Eukaryota; Fungi; Ascomycota; Eurotiomycetes; Eurotiales; Trichocomaceae. The transcript has 2 exons. Gene Ontology annotation, molecular function: monoatomic ion channel activity.
AUGCUUGCCUCACUGCUUCGACCGAGGAAAUCGCGCCAGCCUGUUCAUCGUUCUGUUUCGCCUCACGAGACAACCCCGUUCUUCAGGAGCUUCCUGCGCGAAGAUGAGAGCCUCGCACCUACCGAGCCCGACGACUAUCUAGAUGAAAACAACGAUGGGCAACCAUUGUAUGGUGACGAAGAAAGCGAGCCCCACGAUGACGACAGUGACGGGGGGGAUCUCCUACCCAUAUUCUCGUCACCACACUUAGAUCUUAUCCCCGUCUACACCAUCACACACUCGAUACGGUCCCUCGUUGUGUCACGUUGCGAAACGAGCUUAACAUGGGAGCAGUUACGGUCUCCGCAGAUAUCUCAAUUCCUUCUCAAGCCUAUCCAGCAGCAAAUUCGAGAUGCUCAUUUCAAUCGAUCAACUCUGUACGCAUUGAUGGCCAAUUGUCUUCAAUUCAAUAAGGAGGCCGACUACAAUCCCGGAAAUAGUGGAACAUCACGGACGAGAGCGCUUGUGAGUGAGCUUUUGGCGAUUAAAAUCCUCAAAGACUACACUACAAGAGAGUUAAUUGAUGCGCUAUCAUACGACUUUUAUCCGCUUCAAGGACAGGCCCCUAUUUCCGCCGCCAGUUUGCGCGCCUCAACUUGGAAUCAGACAUCUUCGAAAAGCAGAAAUGCCCCCGGGGCUACGCGGAUUUCGUGUCUGGAAAUUGCCAUUCGAGCCCAGGCCAAGCGUUUCAUCGCACAUCCUCUAGUCGUCCAGCACUUAGAAGCAAUAUGGGCUGGCACCAUUGUCUUUCACUCGGCUGCCGACAAUUUACAUCGUCCGAAUGCCGCAGCACGCCGUGGUCCGCGCUUUGGUGCUACAAAUAACUCGGCAGAGCACCACUACGGCAAAAGUCGGCAAGAUCCCCAGUUAGAGGAGAAUCCACGUAGAACUGUAACUCUCUACGACCCAAGAGAUGCUUCUCUUUUCAAGUUGUCUCGACUACGGGUACCUCGUUAUCGACACUUCCUUUCAACUCUUUCGUUCGCGGUUCUGUUGUGUCUCUACCUCGCGGUGCUUAUUGAAAGAUCAUUACAUAUCACGACAGUUGAGGUUGUUUUCUGGUUUUGGGGUGCCGGUUUCAUGCUGGAUGAGAUUGUCGGCUUCAACGAACAAGGCUUCAGUCUUUAUCUUAUGAGCUUCUGGAAUCUAUUCGACUUGGGAAUCUUGCUGCUACUUUUUAGCUAUUCGAUACUUCGAUUAUAUGUUAUGGCUAUGCCUGACAUUCGACAACUGGCAGCUGCUAACCAAGCAUAUGAUAUUUUGUCUGCCGGGGCUGUUCUAUUGUUCCCACGUCUUUUCUCGGUUCUCGACCAUUACAAGUACUUCUCGCAACUACUCAUCGCAUUCCGGAUCAUGGCCGCUGACCUGAUGGCUGUGUUUCUUUUGAUUGUCGUUGCCUGUAGUGGCUUUUUGGUCGCGUUCUCCUUUUCUUCCGCAUCAUCUCAGUCGCCUCAGGAGGUCAUUUACGCUCUGUUUCAGAUUUUAAUGGGCUUCACUCCCACAGCAUGGGGUCUUUGGGAGGAAUACAACUCUUUAGGACGGAUCAUUUUGACUGUCUUCCUCUUUAUUUGUCACUUCGUGGUCGUUACAAUACUGAUCACCGUAUUGACGAAUUCUUUCAUGUCCAUCGUAAAGAAUGCACACGAAGAGCACCAGUUCCUGUUUGCAAUCAAUACCAUUUCCAUGGUCAAAUCGGAUGCACUAUUUUCCUACGUGGCUCCCUCGAAUAUUCUCGGUUGGAUACUAACUCCAUUGCGGUACUGCAUUCCGCUUCGUGAUUUUGUGAAACUCAAUCGUACUCUUAUCAAGAUUACACAUUUUCCAAUUUUGUGGUCGAUUUGCUUCUACGAGAAGAUAAUAUUGAGUCCAAGUAUCAUUGAUCCAGCUGACCUAGUCGAAGGGACUACUCGUCUGGGUGCCCGGUCAACAGCAGUCUUGCGCGCAAGAGACGAACGACAAACUCGAUUUGAUACAUUUCACCGUCUCGCGCGGGAGCCCUCCAUCGCCACGUAUCAACAGGAUCGUGUGUUGGAGGAACUCUUUCGACGACCAUUCCGUCAGCAAUCUAUGCAAGAUGUCACGGAAAGUCCAGAUGGACGCCGGAAAUCGACUAUGGUGGCGAACUGGAUGCAGGGCAUGGAAACCAUAGAGGAGAUGACGCCGCGCCGACCCAGUGCGCUGCGGAGAGUGAUUUCGCCGUCACACCGCAACUAUACUGAAACUACCCGAUCUUUUGCAGCCUCUGAUCCGGAGGAGUUUAUGACCCGUGGGAAUCUCCAUCCGGUCCCAGAACACUCUAUUGUGGAAAACACUCAGACACGCUUGGGAAGGCAUGCAUCUCAUGCAACAGAUAUAGAGGGAGAUGACGAGAAGUCAAGCGAUGAGAACCAUGACGAUGAGUCAGAUGAAGAUCAUGGUGAAUCGAUACCUGAAUCACAGUAUGCUAGUCAAACGCCUCGACCUAGCAGCAAGUCUACUCCAAGAUUUUUCAGCUCUCGGCCUUCUACUGCAGUGUACAACUCUCGCAAAAAUAGCCCGACCCGACACCGUCCAGCGUCGAGCCAUCUACAUGCCCGCAAUACCUCCAGCGUCACAGUCCUACACAAUCGUCCCCGCGAUGCUGACGACAGUACGGACGAUGCCAUGCCUGGCCCGUCUUCUGCAUCCCCAUUGAAGCUAGAGACGGAAAGGCCGCCUCUCCCGCAACGGACAAACUACAUGUCAGUUCCUAACUUUAAUCGAAUUGGAUCUGAUAUGGGCGACAUUGGUCUCUUGCCGUCGAGUCUGGUCACGCAGAUCGCCACCGACAACGACGUCCUUGGGCGGCUGGUGUUGUCGCGUAUGCAGAAUAUAGAGGCAGGUUUUCGGGAGGUGCUGAAAGAGGUUAAGGAUCUACGUGGAAAGCCGGCCCGCGAGUCUAGAUACUCGGGCCGUAAGCCCGCUAGCGAUGAGAUGUGA